Aspergillus udagawae is the source of this 981-nucleotide messenger RNA. RefSeq names its product allergen Asp F4 (gene aspf4). The transcript has a single exon. Gene Ontology annotation, molecular function: IgE binding. The record is from RefSeq and is a predicted model, not a curated record. Gene Ontology annotation, cellular component: extracellular region. The coding region runs from base 1 to 981 and encodes 326 amino acids. Lineage: Eukaryota; Fungi; Ascomycota; Eurotiomycetes; Eurotiales; Aspergillaceae.
AUGCAGCUCAAGAACUCGAUGCUCUUGCUCACGGCGCUGACCGCUGGCUCGUCGGUCGCCCGUAUGCACGGCCAUGAGCGCCGUCACCUCCACCAUGCCGGUGAGAAGCGCGCGGUCGGUGACACAGUCUACGCUACUAUUGACGGUGUUCUCGUCUCUUGGAUCAACGAGUGGUCAGGUCAGGCUAAGACCCCCGACGCCCCCGUCCCUCAGGCUACUCCCGCCAGCAACGCUGUUACCCACGCUGUGGCUGCCGCUGCCGCCGCUUCUACUUCCAAGUCCAGCUCUUCCAAGUCCCACAGCUCUUCAUCAUCCGGCGUCUCCGCCGACUGGAUCAACACCCCUGCCGAGGGCGAGUACUGCACCGACGGCUUCGGUGGCAGGACCGAGGCCGGCGGCUCCGGUAUCUUCUACAAGGGCAACGUCGGUAUCCCCUGGGGCAGCAACAUCAUCGAGGUUUCCCCCGAGAACGCCAAGAAGUACAAGCACGUCGCUCAGUUUGUUGGCAGCGACACCGACCCCUGGACCGUCGUCUUCUGGAACAAGAUCGGCCCCGAUGGCGGCCUUAACGGCUGGUACGGUAACUCCGCUCUGACCAUCACCCUCCAGCCCGGCGAGACCAAGUACGUUGCUUUCGACGAGAACUCCCAGGGUGGCUGGGGUGCCGCCAAGGGCACCGAGCUGCCCAAGGACAACUAUGGUGGAUACUCUUGCACCUGGGGUGAGUUCGACUUUGACAGCGGCAUCAACGGGGGCUGGUCCGGCUGGGACGUUUCCGCCAUCCAGGCCGAGAACGCCGGCCAUGAGGUCCAGGGUAUGAAGAUCUGCAACCACGCCGGCGAGCUGUGCUCCGUCAUCACCCAUGGUCUUUCCAAGGUCGUCGACGCCUACACCGCUGCUCUGGCCGCUGUCGAUGGCAUUGGUGGCAAGGUCCUCCCUGGCCCUACCCGUCUGACCGUCCACGUCGACUACAACGAGUAA